This is a messenger RNA of Microtus ochrogaster (prairie vole), 5504 nucleotides long. It is a transcript of the gene Sox6, whose product is annotated as SRY-box transcription factor 6. NCBI's taxonomy places the organism in Eukaryota, Metazoa, Chordata, Mammalia, Rodentia, Cricetidae. The record is from RefSeq and is a predicted model, not a curated record. Gene Ontology annotation, cellular component: nucleus. Gene Ontology annotation, molecular function: RNA polymerase II cis-regulatory region sequence-specific DNA binding; DNA-binding transcription factor activity, RNA polymerase II-specific. Gene Ontology annotation, biological process: cell fate commitment; central nervous system development; regulation of transcription by RNA polymerase II.
AUCUUCAGCCUCACUGUCCGUGAAGGAGUACGGGUGACUCCUCUGUCCUGUACGCUGGGCUCCAGCGCGCACUCCAGUGGCUUGGCUUUUGGCCCUGGCGGAACCGCCCAGCCAGAAACCCAGUGGAGAGCGGUGCCCCUUCCCCCGCCCACCAGGGUCUCCUCUCUUCUGUCCUUUGUAGUCACAUGUCCGGGUUUUCCCCCUGGUCCCGAGAACAGACACAGCCCCGCCCAGUCUAUUUCUAGAAGGUGGGUUUGGUGAAUAAAAGGUCAAGUGGUUAGGUUCCCGAGCUGGGUCACAGUGAGGGGGGACAGGACGGACACCUGGCAAGGCCCGCCCCGCCUGUCCCCCCAACCCUGGCGGGCCUGCCUGCCUGCGACUGGCCUCCCUAGGCCACAUUCUUGUGCUAAGUGCGAGAGGCCAUAGGACAGGCAACCCUGAACCGGCCCAGUGCAGGCGAAGCUGAUCCUGAGAUGGCAUUUUGUUUUGAACAGUUGCUGGGGUGGACGCUUCCUCAUAAGGUCACUUUCAUGAAUUCAAAGGCAAUUUACCAGUGACUUCUGGGUGCUGGGGUGAUCCUCGUGUGUAACUAAGAAUGUCUUCCAAGCAAGCCACCUCUCCAUUUGCCUGUACAACUGAUGGAGAGGAAACAAUGACCCAGGAUUUGACCUCAAGGGAAAAGGAAGAGGGCAGUGAUCAACAUGCGGCCUCCCAUCUGCCUCUGCACCCCAUAAUGCACAACAAACCUCACUCUGAGGAGCUACCGACGCUUGUCAGUACCAUUCAACAAGAUGCUGACUGGGACAGCGUCCUGUCAUCUCAGCAAAGAAUGGAGUCAGAGAAUAAUAAGUUAUGUUCCCUAUAUUCCUUCCGAAAUACGUCUACCUCACCACAUAAGCCUGACGAAGGGAGUCGGGAGCGGGAGAUAAUGAGCAGUGUUACUUUUGGAACCCCGGAACGCCGCAAAGGGAGCCUUGCUGACGUGGUGGAUACGCUGAAGCAGAAGAAGCUGGAGGAGAUGACUCGGUCGGAACAAGAGGAUUCCUCCUGCAUGGAAAAACUACUUUCAAAAGAUUGGAAGGAAAAAAUGGAAAGACUAAAUACGAGUGACCUUCUUGGAGAAAUCAAAGGUACACCUGAGAGCCUAGCAGAGAAGGAACGUCAGCUCUCCACCAUGAUCACCCAGCUCAUCAGUUUGCGGGAGCAGCUCCUGGCAGCGCACGAUGAACAGAAAAAGCUGGCAGCCUCACAGAUCGAGAAACAGCGGCAGCAAAUGGACCUUGCUCGCCAACAACAAGAACAGAUCGCAAGACAACAGCAGCAACUUCUCCAGCAGCAGCACAAGAUUAAUCUCCUGCAGCAACAGAUCCAGCAGGUUCAGGGGCACAUGCCUCCGCUCAUGAUCCCAAUUUUCCCACAUGACCAGCGGACCCUGGCAGCAGCUGCUGCCGCCCAACAGGGAUUCCUCUUCCCCCCUGGAAUAACAUACAAGCCAGGUGAUAACUACCCCGUACAGUUCAUUCCGUCAACAAUGGCAGCUGCUGCUGCUUCUGGACUCAGCCCUUUACAGCUCCAGAAGGGUCAUGUCUCCCACCCACAAACUAACCCAAGGCUAAAGGGCAUAAGUGACCGUUUUGGCAGGAAUUUGGACACCUUUGAACAUGGUGGUGGCCACUCUUACAACCACAAACAGAUUGAGCAGCUCUAUGCCGCUCAGCUGGCCAGCAUGCAGGUGUCACCUGGAGCAAAGAUGCCAUCAACUCCACAGCCACCAAACACAGCAGGGGCGGUCUCACCUACUGGGAUGAAAAAUGAAAAGAGAGGGACCAGCCCUGUAACUCAAGUUAAGGAUGAAACAACAGCCCAGCCGCUGAAUCUCUCAUCGCGGCCUAAGACAGCAGAGCCUGUGAAGUCCCCAACAUCUCCCACCCAGAGCCUCUUCCCAGCCAGCAAAACCAGCCCUGUCAACCUUCCGAACAAGAGCAGCGUCCCUAGCCCCAUUGGAGGGAGCCUGGGGAGAGGAUCCUCUCUAGAUAUCCUGUCCAGUCUCAACUCUCCUGCCCUGUUUGGGGACCAGGACACAGUGAUGAAAGCCAUUCAGGAGGCUCGGAAGAUGCGAGAGCAGAUCCAGCGGGAGCAGCAACAGCAGCCACACGGGGUCGAUGGGAAACUGUCUUCCAUGAACAAUAUGGGGCUGAGCAACUGCAGGAAUGAGAAGGAAAGAACACGCUUUGAGAACUUGGGGCCCCAGUUAACAGGGAAGUCAAGUGAAGAUGGGAAGCUGGGCCCAGGCGUCAUCGAUCUCACUCGGCCGGAAGACGCAGAGGGAAGCAAAGCAAUGAAUGGCUCUUCAGCUAAACUACAGCAGUAUUAUUGUUGGCCAACAGGAGGCGCCACUGUGGCUGAAGCACGUGUCUACAGGGAUGCCCGCGGCCGUGCCAGCAGCGAGCCUCACAUCAAGCGACCAAUGAAUGCGUUCAUGGUUUGGGCGAAAGACGAAAGGAGGAAAAUUCUUCAGGCUUUCCCUGACAUGCAUAACUCCAACAUUAGCAAAAUCUUAGGAUCUCGCUGGAAAUCCAUGUCCAACCAGGAGAAGCAACCUUACUAUGAAGAACAGGCCCGGCUAAGCAAGAUCCACCUAGAGAAGUACCCAAAUUACAAGUACAAACCCCGGCCUAAACGCACGUGCAUCGUGGAUGGCAAGAAGCUCCGGAUUGGAGAGUAUAAGCAACUGAUGCGCUCCCGGAGGCAGGAGAUGAGACAGUUCUUCACUGUUGGGCAACAGCCUCAGAUUCCCAUCACCACAGGAACAGGUGUUGUGUAUCCUGGUGCUAUUACUAUGGCAACGACCACACCAUCACCUCAGAUGACAUCUGACUGCUCUAGCACCUCUGCCAGCCCCGAGCCCAGCCUCCCUGUCAUCCAGAGCACGUAUGGUAUGAAGAUGGACGGCGCAAGCCUGGCUGGGAACGACAUGAUUAAUGGAGAGGAUGAAAUGGAAGCCUAUGACGACUACGAAGAUGAUCCCAAAUCAGACUAUAGCAGCGAAAACGAGGCCCCAGAGCCUGUCAGUGCCAACUGAGGAGCUUUUGUUUGCUGAAUUAGAACACUCUGACAUUUCACCCCCUUUCCCCAACAACAACAAAGUUCUUAAAGAGCCCGCAUGCAUUUGUGGCUCCACCAUACAUCAGCAGAGUGGUCUUAAUCGCUUCGUAACGUGUGAGACAGAUUAAGUUUUCCUGAGUUUUCAUAAACUUGAGUUUUUGUCGUUACCGUUACUGUUGUUGUUUAUUUAGGUGAAGACGUAUUAAAUAUGAGACACGGGGACUUGGAAACUUAUCUCCGCCCAUCGCCGUCUUUCAAGUCUUACAUUUCUGUCUUACUAUUUUUCUUUGGGAUGUUGACAAAGGGUUUAAGUUACUGUUUUAGAUGGGGUUAAACAUUCUCACUCAGGUAUGCUGUGCCGGCUACAGGUUGUGAAUGUGUUUUUAUUCUGAAUUACUUUAGAGAACAACUGAGGAUUUCGUAUUGUGAGACCGGACAAGUCCACGGUGUGUGCGCUGCAUAUAGAACAUGUUCAAAAGGCCUCGGAAUUCCAUUUUUUUUCCAUGUGUAGAAUUCAACUUUGAAUGUGCCAAACUUUUUUCAUAACUUUUGAAUCUUAACUAUUUUGAAAGUCUUACCGGAGACACUGCAAAGUCUUAGACAAUCUUUGGCAUCUUAAAAUAAAAUAGCAAACCACACUUUUUUUUUCCCAGAAAAUGGUGAAGUACUCAGGAAUCUGGAGACAAGAUAUUGUAAGGAAUGAGCAAGGCUGCCACAGUGCAUGAACCCAAUUGUGUUUGCCUCUUGACGUGCCAUCAGUGUGUGGCGUGGGACGACACGCGUCAGAGCAGUCUCCACACCAGACACGACACGGUGGUCUCCCUGCCUGAGACCGCCUUUCACUACAUCCAUUCUCCCCUGCCUUUCACCCUGACAUUCAAUCUUAACACAUUGUUCUCUUAAAUAAUUUAUUCAUUCCAGAAUGUCAAGGGUCCACUUACUAUUUAUUUUAAAAAUUAUUGGUGGCAUUAAUUUAAUAAUUUUUCUUUUUUGUUUGCCCUCCUUGCCCUUUCACCUAUUCUUCCUGCUGGAUACAAAAGAUGUACAUAGCAAUCUCAUGUCCCCAGAGCCCCUGGAAACAUUUCUGAAUUGAUGCUAGUAAAUGCAUAUGUUGUUGUUUUUAAAGAUGAGUGUCUAUCUGGGUCAAAGGUGUCUUACAUGUAAACAUGUAUGCCCCUGUGAGUCACUGCGAGCUCUGGUCUUUGCCUGGAGUUCCUCCUUCAUUCAGUUUUCAGUGAACAGUAGAACCUGAGUUCCACGCAGCAGUGAAGGUCAGCAGCGGUCACCACCAGUCAAGGAGCCUCUCACAGCCACUCUGAAGCCCAAGGGCCAUAGGCCACAGGGGUCUACAGUGGAGCUGGCCUGCUGUCACUUUUACUGAGGAAGCUGGUCCUGACUGGCACAUCCAUGGAGAGCUGUGCAAAAUUUCCAGGAUGUUAGAGGCCUCAACACAAAGACAAGGGCAAAAGGAAACCACGGGGAAGGGCAAGCAUGAGAGAGCUGAUAGCCAGUAGGACAGACAGACGGCUGCUGGGGUGGUCCACCUGCUCUGCUGGCAGACCUCAUGUCUGAGAGGCUGCUUGUAGAUGAGGUGAUCUGCUCCAGAGACAUGCUGCUGGGCUGGGAGGCACAGGUUUCCUGUCCCAUCUCCUCACUGCAGGUGGUUUUACUGUGUUGUAACUUUGACCUUCCUGCACCUAGGCCUGGUUGCUUACAGGAACCUUACCCAGAGCCCUUCCUUGGGAGUGAGUCAGUGGACAGGACAGCCCAGAAUCUGAGCGUCAGGACAAAUAACAGCUCCAUCAGAUUUUUUUGAGCCAUUUUGUCACUUGGAAGAAAAUAGUAAAACUUCAUAUUUAUUUAAAGAGUGCUCCAGGCCAUGCCUACUAGCAAUAAAUAGGUCUAGCCAAGAGAUGAGCAGCCCUGUCAUUUGCUGUGAGUGCUCUCCAUAGGCUGUUUAAGGUACUGAUAGGAAUGUUUUGUUCUUAAUAUUGAUUGGGGAAUGGAACUUUGUUAUUGUACAUUGAUUUAAUAUGAGGAGGAGGUCACUUUUCAAAAACAAAAUGAGUAUUUAUUAUGUCUUACUGAUUUCUUGGACUCUCUGUCUCUCCUCAAUUCCUCCUCAUGCUUCUUCCUUUCUCUUUGGCUUCUGCUCUUACUGGUAAGUUUGUUUUGUUUUUUGUUUUUGUUUUUUAAAUUGUGCCGUAUAGGUAGAGUGUUAUAUGGCUAGCAUUGUAUUGUAUGUAAUUAAUUUUGCACAAAGGCAAACAUUUAGCAUAGUAGUUAAUUUUGUUUGUUUUUAUGACCAUGCCAAAAUAAUAUUCUGGGCUGGUGGAGAACAAAGGACUGUUCUUUAGGAUUGAAACUUGAUUUGCUUUAAAAAAAAAAAAAGAGAGAGA